Messenger RNA from Recurvomyces mirabilis, 1131 nucleotides. RefSeq lists its product as uncharacterized. Lineage: Eukaryota; Fungi; Ascomycota; Dothideomycetes; Mycosphaerellales; Teratosphaeriaceae. Gene Ontology annotation, biological process: amino acid transport; transmembrane transport. Bases 1 to 1131 code for a protein of 376 amino acids. Gene Ontology annotation, cellular component: membrane. The transcript is spliced from 3 exons. Gene Ontology annotation, molecular function: transmembrane transporter activity. The record is from RefSeq and is a predicted model, not a curated record.
AUGGAACUAAACACCGGACAUAACGACCGUCCAGAGAUGACCAAGCUUGCGGAUCCGGAGGACCUCGACCGGGCGCCAUCUGCACAAAGAUAUUCCCUGCACUCUGCCGAUGACAGUGUGCGAGCAGGAUAUAGCGCUCAGCUGACUCGCUCAAGGUCGACACUUGGCGUGACGUUCAUGAGCUUUGUGCUAGCUUCGGUGCCCUAUGGUCUGUCCACUACUCUGAUCUACCCACUGACGGGCGGUGGUCCCAGUACUGUGCUAUGGGGCUGGCUACUGGUGUGCUCAUUGAUGCUAUGUGUUGCCGUCUCGCUUGGUGAGAUCACUUCCGUUUACCCACUCGCUGGAGGAGUGUACUACCAGACGUUCAUGCUCGCGCCAUCUCGAUGGCGGGCACCUAUUGCGUGGGUCACUGGCUGGUCUUUCACGUUGGGCAACAUCAUCAUCACACUAUCCGUCAAUUUCGGCACGACUCUUUUCCUGAUCGGCUGCAUCAACGUGUUCCGAGACGAGACCGGCGCAGCUGUCUUCGCAGCAGAAGCAUGGCAGACUUACCUCAUCUUUCUGUUCAUUACGCUACUGUGCAACACAGUCUCCGCUCUUGGCAACCGCUGGCUACCGAUCCUCGAUAUGGUCGCCGUGGUUAUGACCUUCCUUGGAGUCGGUGCGAUUAUGGUCUGUGUACUCGUCAUUGCCAAAGCAGGGAGACACAGUGCAAGGUACUCUUUCGGAGAGUUCGAGCCAACCUCUGGCUGGCAGCCAUCAGGCUGGGCCUUCUGCGUGGGCUUGCUACACGCUGCAUACGCCACCUCCGCAACAGGAAUGAUCACUUCGAUGUGUGAGGAGGUUUGUGAGCCACGGACGCAAGUACCGAAAGCGAUGGUUGGCACCAUCAUGCUCAAUGCGUUCUGCGGAUUCGUUUUCCUCGUGCCUCUCAUGUUCGUGCUUCCGAAUAUUGCCUCGAUUGUCAGCGAUUCGUCAGGGCAACCUCUGCCAGUCAUUCUACGCUCAGCUAUCGGCAGCCCUGGUGGUGCGUUCGCGCUUUGCGUCCCAAUCAUUGUGCUUGGCGUUGUCUGUGGUAUUGGGUGCACUACUGCCGCUUCCAGAUGCGCCUUUGCUUUCGCUCGGUAA